AUGUCCGCAGGGACACGAACCGGCGUCGCGCCUGGAGAGGCCGAGACGCGUCCGAGUCCUGAGUGGGGCGCACGGAAGAAGCCGGCCAGAGAUCAGGCGCGAGAAGACCCUGACGGCCCGUCUUUUUGUCGGAGAAACUUCUCUGCAUGCGCAGGCUCCGGCGGACGUCCAGGGAUCCCAGAUGAACGACACGGGCGUCCUCCGCGUUCUCUCCCUUUCCUCCCUCCGCCCUCGUUCGCUGAGCUCCUUCUUCCGCCUACAGACGAAGAGAGGGGCUGGGCGAGCCGCAUGUCAGGCAGACGGGAGAGAGGGGCGAGUGACGGGCGCAGCGAGGCCGAACCGCAUGCAGAGGGUCCACGGACAGGCGUCAGACGAGCCUCAGGUCCAGCGCGAGACGCGAAGCGGCGACGCCGAAGAAGUCACCUGGAUUUCUUCCUGUGUCCUGACUCGAACAGACGAGAUGCUAACGGGAGCGCACAGUUGGAAGGCAUGGCCUCUGAGCACGCCGGCCGAGAUCCGGGGGCUGCAGCCGCGAGCGAGAAGACGACACGAGUCAGCCUCCUCGAGUUCCCAGACUCCAUCGGAAGGGCGGGGUGGAUCGGCGUGACGGGAGGUUCCGCGAGACCUCUUCUUACGACCUCCAGUCUGUUUUCCUGCUCGCCAGUGUCCGAAGCGCCGCACUGUCCUUCGCGCCCGAGGGCAUGUGGCGCCAGUGAACGCGUCGCGUCAGGCGCGCGUCUUACCCCUCUUCGUGCGGUUGUGCAUGCGCCAGGCCGUUCUGUCAGCUCUCGGCAAGACGCGUUUCUUGGAGGGCCACAGGCCGACUGCGCGGACGUGGACACAGGAGGAACUUUUCAAAGGCGACAGCCCGGCCUUCCUUUCCGUCGAGAGGAGGCAGGCCCCCGACGGGAAGCAGAAAACGAGGCAGAAACCGACCCGCAGGAAUCGCCCGAGACGGCGAACCGCCUCAGAGGGAGAGAGGCGCGUCGCGCGUCCAGCGAAAGCGGGCCAGACAGAGAGACGCAAUCGCAGAUGCAUGCGUCUCCUGGCUGGUCUGGAUCUCAGAAACGAGCGAAGCGACGUCGGCGAAGAGGUGCUCCUUCCGGCUCCAGAGACAGAGCGGGCGAGAUCGAGGGGCGGGGGCAACUGACAGGCGCGGGAUGUCUCCUUUCAGGUGCGCAGGCUGUGGAGUCUCUGUGCGGGGUGAAGAAGGGGGAGAAGGCACCGAGGGUCGGUUUCGAAGACUCUCCAGGAAGUGGAGGAGCGACGCGAGCUGAGACAAACCGUGCACGAGUCGACGAGCGGACACGUGGCGCGAGGGAACCGGAGGCGUCACGCGUCCCCCCAACGGGCCGCUCGUCAUGCCACUCAGCAGAACUUUCGAGAAGCCGCGUGCCUGUGCCCGCCUCUCCUCUCCUGCGUGCAACUGCCUUCAACGCGUCCCGUGAUGGCGAGACGUGGCGCGAUGCACAGUCGCGUCAGUCGCCCUUGGAAUGCGUGUCGGAAUGUCUCGAUCCGGGUUUUCGUCGUUUUUCGGACUGUCAAAGCAGAAGAGACAAAGCCCGCGAAAGGGAGGACAGAAGCGUUCAAGCAGUACACUGUUCUGACAGCGGUCGAAAGGCGGGCAUGUGUGUCCCACGCGUCUUGGAUGCGAUGCAGUCUCCACGCUCCGGCGAGUGCUCCGAGGCUCACGCGGGGCGGGGACUGCAGUCUCGUUCCUUUUCGUCUUCUCUACCGCCUUGGACCGCGCGUUGCACUCUUCAGGAAGUCCCAACGAGGUCGGCGCCGAGUGCGGAGCCGAGUCUGAAGAAGACGCGCCGCAUUCCCUUCCGCAUUGUCGGUGGCCGCGUCGUCCAAAACGGUUUUUCCUUCUCGGGCUCCAGAUGCAUCGCUCUUCGGCCUCAGGGACGAGAGGUGAGAGAAGGCGGCUCGCCUUCCACUGAGGGGAGCGGGGUCACACCAAGGGAGGACGUGCAGGGACGCGUGGAGGCUGAGAGGCUCGGCGGGAGCGUGGCAGGGAGGGCAAGCGAGGAAAAGGAGGCGCGGACCUCGAGCGCACUCGGGACCCAGUCGAAGGGAGAACAGCGCACUCCUGGGAGAUUUGAAGACGUGCUUCUGCGUCUGGCCGCCGACUCGCGGCUGUCGCUGCGAGCGCUCCAGAAGCAGUUCUUGGGAAGUCGGUACGGCGACGCGUCUCGGUGGGAGAAGCGAGAGGAGGCCGUGAACGACGGGGAGGAAGGAGUCGACAGUCUUGGCGAAAAAGGCAUUUUGGCCGACGAAGCGCAGGCGCGGUCGCUCGUCCGAAAGAGAACGAACGUCAGCUCACCCCUCGGGGGUUUCGCGCGUACGGAGGCGACGUGCCCGCCGAAGGAGAACGGCGAGGGGGGGAUGACAGAAGAUUUGAAACCGCCGUUCCUGACGACGAAGACUGGAGAGCCUGAUGGGCGCCACGUGGGGGUGAACCCUAACUCUGAAGACGCUCUUACCAGAAGGCAGCAAGCGGGUGAUCCUCCGCACGGGGACGAGACAGGAAGGCGCGAGGCAGAGGCGGCAUUGCGAGACAGUCUGAGAGCCUUCCUCCGACGGCGCAGACUGAAACGCGCGGCCACGGGGAAGCGAAUCCUCGUGGCCCUCGGACGGCUCGGCUCUUUUCAGGCUUCCUUGCCGUCUUCCAGGUUCCACAUGACCGGUGGCGAGAAGGAAGAAAGCGGGCCUUCAAGUGUAGAAGAGGAACCUUGGUACAGUGGAGAAGCCGGAAACAUUUUGGACUUCCCCCUCCUCGACGCGUUCGGAGACCCUGUGCAUCUCACCAGUGGCGCGACGCCGUGGCCGAAAACUCGCCUCUGCCCAGAAACGCUUCAGGAGCGGAUUGUCGCGUUGCAUCUCUGGGAGCCGUGCUUCGCGUCGCUGCAAACCGGUUCCACAGAGGAGGAGGAAAAACUCCUGAAAGAGUUGUGGGAUGUCGAGCGCAGAAACAGACGGGAGGGACUCUGCGAAUCCGAGGCUUCACCGCAGUUCCAUCUUUCCCGACCGAAGGGACUCGAGAACGCGGUAGGUGUACCCGAAGACCGUGGGAACUCUCGCUCGGCCGCUGCGGAGGACACGCAGAAAGACAAGGGAACUGUGGCCAGCAGAUGCGAAGAUUCUGAGACUACCGACGUCCCAGGGUCGGAGCCUCGAGGCUUUUCCUCGAAUCGGGAACGGCGUCUCUUCGCAGAGGGCGAACCGCGGCGCGCCGUGGAAAGUGAAGCGAUCUGUCCGGUUCUGUCCGAAAUGUCUUAUGGAGUUUCCUCUUGCCUUGUGAUGCAUCUCUGUUUCUGGGCUGCGUGCCGGCUUCUGUUGGCUCGCGGGCCUAGAGUAUCUGCAAAGGCUCUGGGCGGCGAGGCCGUCGCUCGAAUCGCUUCGUUUCUGCCAGCCCUCUCGCGAUUUCUCGGUUCGUUGCACUCUGAGGCAGUGGAUUUGGCACGACCAGCGGGUCUGGGCGAGGGAACGGAAGAGAAGAAGAAAGAGGGUGUGGAAGGGCGAAUGGAAAUGCGGCACAGGUGGGAUGCGCAAGACUCAGGGGGUUCCGGGCGGGUGCACUGUCUCAAUAGCAGCGCACCUGACGCCGCGAAGGCAAACGAGGGACCGCCAGGACUCGCCACAGGCAGAGGGCUCUCAGGCUCACAUGGCGAGUGUGAGGUGGGCCACCAGAAAAAGCUGAUGCGCAACGCGAAAAGGAAACCCAACACGCAGCCUGCCUGUCGGGUUGUGGACGGGACGGCGAAACUCGCUCCGAUUCCGACGCCGAUCCUACCACUUCCUCAUCACCAUUUUGAUCCUACAUCGAACCCUGGAUUCACGGGUUACUUUAGGUCUCGCACCGAGGACAUCACGAUUUUAGGUCGGUUGGUACAGAUUAUCAACUAA
Molecule: messenger RNA, 3909 nt
Organism: Neospora caninum
Lineage: Eukaryota; Apicomplexa; Conoidasida; Eucoccidiorida; Sarcocystidae
Exons: 4
Coding region: 1-3909 (1302 amino acids)
Source: RefSeq, a predicted model, not a curated record